GUACAGCCUUUUAUGGAUGAUAAUGCAGAGUAAUGGUGAAAAGUCUGGGAAGGUUGAAGUCUGCCAAACCGCUCUGCACAACAAUCUAGCAGGCAAUUUAGCCCAGACCAUGCGGUUUCCCGACUGCAGAGAUUUAGGUGUGUCAAUUAAACAAAUAUCAAUUUUUAAUCUCCUUUAAUUUAAUAACCAACUAUUGCUUUUGCACACUGAGAAAAUAUCCUCCUGAUCCUACCCCACUCAUACUUGUGGGUAGUCUAACAAGAGUCUAUCUCUCCUUCAGAGUAUCUGUUAGAAAUGUGGGCAUAAAAUUGACUUUGCAAGUGUCGUCGCUGCUGAUCUGUGAUGAGGGGAAACCGUUUGGAUGUAUUUUGAGGUCCCUUAGGGGACUGCAGGGACUUGUGGGAAGAUGACCUGAUUUCUAAUUUUCUCCUCUCCUGCCUGGGCUGUGGGCUAGUCGCUGCUACAAACAGAGAAGCAAAGAAAAGGAGUGUGAGAGUGUGAUUCGACCCUGACUAUCUUGGAAUAUGGAGCUGCUUUUACUGUAAUUGUGGGUGUUGUUGAUGGAUCCAGGUGCUGCUGUAAUUCUCUCUCAGUAGAUUCAGGUGAGCAGCCAUGGCUAACUUGCAGCAGGAAUACCCUGGAGUCCUCCUGGGGAUCCUGGAGGAACUGGCCAAUAUGCGCCAGUGGCUAUCCUUCCAGGAUCUUUGCCGCAUGGUCAGUACCCGCUUUGACCUCGAGCACCUCAUUGAGCUCAGGAGUUUGCUGUUUGCUGCAGCGAGCAGGGACCCCUGUUUUCCAGCCACUUUGUUCAGGGACCGGGUUUCCACCAGAGGCCAGGGGCUUUCACCCAUUGGGGUCGCUGCUGACAUAGUGACUAUCUUCAAUCUGAUUCAGAUGACGGGUGGGGUCUCCGAUGACAAUCAUCCAAUGAGAGCCCAGACUGUCCUUCCUGUCGACCAGUCCCCAGGCCCCAGUCUGCCUGGAAUCCACCCAUUUUACAUGUCUAGUCGAGAACGAGGACGUGCCCACUCUGACUCAAGUGGAAGAUUCAUCGAUCAGCACUUGCUGUUUCCAAAAUCAAAUUACUCGGCCCGUAAGCGAGCUAGUCUUCCCCCGGAUCCUAUCUCAUUUGUGUCUUCUCCUUCCCCUCCUAUCAGGACAAGGGCUGUGUCUUUUGACUUGCCUCAUACUAUACAUUCAUACUCUAGCAGUCAAAUUCCCACUGAGGAUAUGAAGAAUAUCUACCUGCCUCUGGAGACGGACAGUGAGUCUAGUGGUGAUUCUGGUCCAAUGGAAGUGUUUGAAGCCGAACAGGGAUCCUCAGUUGACCAGAAGAGAACCAUGUUUAGGAAGGACUUCCAUAAUCAGCCUCCUCUAAUACCACAGGUGACUAUCAGCAGUGAGUCUCCCAGUCCCAAAAUAGGGCACAAAGGCUUUGAAAUCAUUCCAAAUCCUUACCCAUCACCUACAGUAGUCCACCAGUCGCCAGAGCACCGGACUAAAGCUAAGCAUGAGAGCUUUGAUGAUCUGCAGGACUCAACUUAUUUUGGACCAGGGUCAUUCCCAGAACCAUCCCCCCGACACUUGCGGCCACCCAGGGCACAAAGGCCCAUCUGGAGUAAUAAGAGUCACAGUCUAGAGGACCGGAUAGGUCUGAGUAACAUUGAUAUAGGGAUGGAAUCACAAGCCGGACAACGUCCAAGGCAAUCUACUCCUGCUAUCAGUAUUUUGGGGGAGUCUUCAGGAGGUGAGAGUGCAGAUAGUGGAUUGCCAAACGGAGGUGAAGUCGUGAAAGCUCAGGGAACACAAACAGACCCACCAGAUCCCCGGAGACUCCGUAGCCUGGUUCAUGCUGAUCGCCUCUCCUUCAUGACCUCAUUAGAUGACCCUGAGUUUGGUGAGGAUGAUAUCAGUGCCAUCUUUCGUUUCUUAGAUGAUAUAAGCAUGUGUGGUUCCACGGGAGUCCUGCACCCCAAUGAUAGCACCAUUAACCAGGACACCCCUGAAGCCAGACGUGGACGCCUGGGUCAGCUUCAAAGGCUCUUUCAUUCUCUGGAGAGUAGUGACGAUGGGCUAAAGGCCAGCGUCUGUAAGCUGCUGCUUCGUAUGAGUCAAAUAGAAAGACAACUGGAAUCUCUGAAUGAUGUGAAGGCUGAGAUUUCUCAGGUGCUCUCUGCUUUGCAGCGACUGGAUGAAAAGAUCCAGCAACCUGUCCUUAGUGGUGGACAAGGCACUGGCGGUAGAUGGUUUGAGCCACUGAGUGGUGUCUCCUCUUUUAUGAGCCACCCUGUAACUCCCUCCGAGUCAUCAGAGCCUCAGCCUCUUUCUGCAUCUGGGCAUCUGUUUCCAGGAACAAGCACAAGCAGUCUGGACUGGAGCCGAUGGAACACCCCCAUGGAUCAAACAGAGAGCAGCAAAGGUCAGGCAGAUUCUAAAGGGGGGAAAGAAGGGAAGAAGGAUGCAUCAUCCCGACGUGCCUCAAAAACCCAGCUUGAAGAAAAAAGCCUCUCUGAUACUAAACAGCUGAAUGUUUCUAACUCCGCAAGAGACUGGAAGGUGUCAUUCUCGAAACUUAAAGAUGGCAAAACAUCGCAAAGAAAGCUUGGACAGGCAGAUCAGUCAGACAGCACCACUAACCUACUCUCCCAAAAGUCUACUAGUGUGGUGGAACAAGUGUUUAACUCGUCCCUGUUCCGUCAAAAAGACAGCAGUCUGGCAGGGGGGCUUACCUCCGGGAAGGUCAUGGAGCCCAGACUGGCCGAGGGGAGGGGAAGGCCCAUAUGGACGGUAGAUGACAAAGAGGCACGAAUCUCACCCUUGGACCUACAUGCUCAGGAGUCCCUGAACCCCAACAACAUGGAGUUCUGGAUGGAUGACAUCUACACUCCGGGCUACGAUGCCCUGCUCAGGCGUAAAGAAGCAAACCUCCGUCGGCUCAAGGUCGAGUAUGGUUAAAUGUGCAGACUGCAAAAGGAGUCCACUGUUUCAGAAAGGCCCGACAGCGACUUGUGUAAAAGACAGUAAAAUCCAUGAGUGGAGGAAAUGUACCUGUAAAGCUGAAUUAUUGAUAAAGACAGAGAAUGCUAUUGACUGACAUAUCCUAUUAUCUUAAAUCAACAAUAAUGGACUGGCUGUGCUCAGCAGACAGUCAUACGGUUCUUGAGGAAAGUUAAUUGCUAAAUAGGACGGCCAAGGCAUUAAAAAAAUCCAAGAGGCACACACAAAACAGCUUUAGUAGUUGACAAAUUGUUGAAAAUCACCAAAUUUACACAUACAUGGAAAUGUUGCAGUUGAUUUAAUGUGUGUGAGUGCAAAUGUGUUAUUCUCACUACAUGUUGUGCAGCAGAGCUGCUGCUGCACCCAGAUAUGCCAUCGGUGGCUGAUUAAUGAUUCUGCCGUGUGUAUCCCAUUUGCCAGGGUGAUGAUGACAGCACACAAUUACCGAGUGUUUCAAAGGAUUUCAUGCAUUAUUUCCCCCAACAUUACAAAUAAGUACAACUGGAGGCACAUAUAUUGAGCUACAAAAACAAACUUUGUAUCUACUGAGAAAAACUUAAAUUUAAAUAAUAGAAUUACUGAUCCUACUGAUGUGGUUCAGAAGUUCAGAUGUCAUGUCAAACCUGCAAGAAUACUUUAAAGUAAUAUACAGAUUCUACCCCGUUUGGAACCAGACAGUUAUUCUUUAGAUGUUGUUUGAGAGGUAAAAUAAUGCAACUUAAUGUAUAUAAUUAUCAUUAUGAUGGAUUUACAUAUAGUAUUAUUAAGGACUUCCAUGAUGCU
Molecule: messenger RNA, 3780 nt
Organism: Melanotaenia boesemani (Boeseman's rainbowfish)
Lineage: Eukaryota; Metazoa; Chordata; Actinopteri; Atheriniformes; Melanotaeniidae
Product: major intrinsically disordered Notch2-binding receptor 1-like
Exons: 5
Coding region: 613-2955 (780 amino acids)
Biological process (GO): negative regulation of cell population proliferation; negative regulation of TOR signaling
Cellular component (GO): plasma membrane
Source: RefSeq, a predicted model, not a curated record